AUGGCCUCCGUAUUGUUUUUCUCUCUCCUCCUCUUUCUCUCCCUCCCCUCCGCCACCCUCCCCCAGUCCCCAGACCAACCCACUGCAGCCUCUGUUCCCCCUGAGAUCCAACAAGCAUGCAAGGCGACGCGCUUCCCUAUCCCAUGCGGGAACGCUUUGACGCAAUCGAAGCGCGUGGCAUCCAACCCCACCUCUCUCCAGCUCAUCCAGGCCGCCAUCUCGGUCUCCUCUGACAAGCUCCACAUCAUCCAGUCCAUGGUGAAGUCCAUCCUCGAGUCCUCCACCGGGAGCCAAAACCGCACCAUUGCCGCCAAGAGCUGCGUCGACCUCCUCCACAACUGCGACUACCGGCUCCGGACCGCCAGCGAGGCCCUGCCACAUGGCAGGGUCAAGGACGCCAGGGCCUGGUCGAGCGCUGCGUUACAAUUCCAGUACGAUUGUUGGGCCACGCUCAACAGGACAGCCGACACGAAGAUGGUGAACGAGACGAUAACACUUUUUGACCCGAUUACUAAGCUCACAAGCAACGCGAUAAGCAUGGUGUUUGCGUACGACGUUUACGGGAAGGAUACCAAGUCGUGGGCCCCGCCCAAGACGGAGCGCGACGGGCUCUGGGAGAGAAACGAGGCAGCUGGCGGAGGAGGGUCCACCGCAAGUUUCAAGGGUGGGGUUCCGAAGAAUUUGAAGGCGGACGUGACAGUGUGUAAGGAUGCCACUAAGGGUGGUGGGUGCUACAAGACGGUGCAGGAAGCCGUGAACGCGGCGCCGGAUAACGGUGGGAAACGGAGGUUCGUGAUAUACAUAAAGGAGGGGGUGUACGAGGAGACGGUUAGAAUUCCGUUGGAGAAGAAGAACGUGGUGUUUUUGGGAGACGGGAUGGGCAAAACGGUCAUCACAGGGUCGUUGAAUGUGGACCAGCUUGGGAUUUCCACCUACGGCUCCGCCACAGUUGGUGUUACUGGUGAUGGAUUCAUGGCCGCUUGGCUCACAAUCCAAAACACCGCCGGACCUAAUACCCACCAAGCAGUGGCCUUUAGAUCCGACAGUGAUUUAUCCGUCAUCGAGAACUGCGAAUUCUUGGGCAAUCAAGAUACCCUCUAUCCUCACACCCUUCGUCAAUUCUACAAAUCAUGCCGCAUCCAAGGCAACGUAGAUUUCAUUUGCGGAAACUCCGCCGCAGUUUUUCAAGAUUCCCAAAUCUUAGUCCGUCCCCGGCAAGUCGAUCCAGAGAAAGGCGAGAACAAUGCUGUCACUGCACAUGGCAGAAAUGACCCGGCCCAAGCAACCGGUUUUGUUUUCCAAAAUUGCGUCAUCAAUGGCACUAACGAAUACAUGGCAUUGUACUAUAAAAACCCCCAAGUGCACAAGAGUUACUUAGGGAGGCCAUGGAAGGAGUACUCGAGAACCAUUUUCCUAAACUCCAACAUAGAAUCUCUUAUUACACCAGAAGGUUGGAUGCCUUGGAACGGCGAUGUUGGAUUGACAACGCUUUAUUAUGGAGAAGCCGGAAAUUCUGGACCAGGAUCUAAUUUGUCCAAGAGGGUAACAUGGAGUAGCCAGAUCCCAGCAGAGCACAUUAACACAUAUUCGGUACAUAAUUUUAUUCAAGGAAAUGAGUGGAUUCCGUCGUCUUAAUUUACUAUCUGUAAAUCUAGGCAUAAAGAGUAUCUCAAAAAGAAGCCGUCACUCAGAUGCUUCUCCUCGAAAAAUAGUUUUGAGAGGAGGAAAGUAGUAUAUCUCCUCCUCUUCCCUUCGCCUGUUACUUUCCACUCCUACAUAUAAAGUUCAAAGAACACUAUAUGA
Messenger RNA from Corylus avellana, 1803 nucleotides. Its product is annotated as putative pectinesterase/pectinesterase inhibitor 51. NCBI's taxonomy places the organism in Eukaryota, Viridiplantae, Streptophyta, Magnoliopsida, Fagales, Betulaceae. Gene Ontology annotation, biological process: cell wall modification. The record is from RefSeq and is a predicted model, not a curated record. Gene Ontology annotation, molecular function: enzyme inhibitor activity; pectinesterase activity.